GUAAGCUGCGGCCGCAGCAAGACAACAUAAUAUAAAUACGCAGACCGUAUGCUUUGCCCCUGCAUCUUCUAGCGGUGGUUUUCGUAGCGCUAAUUCUUUUCUUAAUUUUUCAUAUACCAACAUCUCAUAAUGAAGGUCGUCGCCGUCGUUCUCGCUGGCCUUGUGGCCACCGGCGUUGCUCACAACCAUGUCCACGGAUCCGGAUCAGACUUGCCUCAACCCCAAAUGUCCAAUUGCUGGGGCUACUAUGGUGACGCUGCAGGAACUGCUUGUGUAGCAGCCGCAGUCGCAGGAGCGAGGGCUGGUCGAUGCCACGGCCUCUGCAUUGGCGAUGGCAACACUCAGUGCCAAAACGGAAACCCCGGAGGACUUGCAGAAUGCGUCGCAUGCUCUCAAAACAAUGACUGCUCGACAUACCGUGGUGGCUACCCCGCUGCCUGUACCACAAUCCUGCCACUAGGAAGUGAUGCUCAAAAAUUCUGCAAAGCCUCGGGAUGGCUCAACCAAGGUCACAGCGAAGGACAAAUACUCGGACUCUAAACGCUGAGUGGAUUGGACACUCGAGUGCAGUUUGGAGACUGGACGUGCGAGAAGAAUCUCAUAUUUUGGAUGGAUGACGGCACCAAUGGUCCUAGCAAGAAUCUUAAUUGUGAUGAGCGUUGGUGUCAAGAGUACCAAAAGCUAGCAAGCAUGGUUGCGAUCUUCUGCAAAACCGACCAGCGGGGUAGAAAUACACAAACAGGGUAACCCAGAUAAAUGUAAAAAUAAUCAAGAUUUAUUUUA
[Torrubiella] hemipterigena is the source of this 783-nucleotide messenger RNA. The record is from the annotation of a GenBank genome assembly. Lineage: Eukaryota; Fungi; Ascomycota; Sordariomycetes; Hypocreales; Clavicipitaceae.